AUGGUCUACCUCGCCAUGGUCUUCCAAGGCGAGGAGGGAGCCGUGACGCAUGCAUGGCACGGCGAGAUUCUUACCUUUUUGCUUCUUUGCAAACUUGCCGACACCACCGCCAACGCCCCCCCUAGUCACAGCUGUGCCAUCAAUCGCUUCCUUGCUGAUCAGGAACAACGAUGCCCCCCGGAGUUCGGCAAAACUCAAUCUCCAGCAGAGGCAGAGGCUGAUGCCAAGGCGCGGAUGAUGACUAAGCUGCUUGCCUUUGAGCAGCAGUUUGGUUCCAGUGAUAAACCACCCGGAAACUAA
This is a messenger RNA of Trichoderma aggressivum f. europaeum, 300 nucleotides long. RefSeq lists its product as uncharacterized. The record is from RefSeq and is a predicted model, not a curated record. NCBI's taxonomy places the organism in Eukaryota, Fungi, Ascomycota, Sordariomycetes, Hypocreales, Hypocreaceae. The transcript is spliced from 2 exons. The coding region runs from base 1 to 300 and encodes 99 amino acids.